This is a messenger RNA of Sinocyclocheilus grahami, 5456 nucleotides long. Its product is annotated as transmembrane protein 151B. Bases 647 to 2476 code for a protein of 609 amino acids. The record is from RefSeq and is a predicted model, not a curated record. The transcript is spliced from 3 exons. NCBI's taxonomy places the organism in Eukaryota, Metazoa, Chordata, Actinopteri, Cypriniformes, Cyprinidae.
AUGUGCAUUAAAAUGAGGGAAAGAAUUGCGAGGGGGCAUUGGUGCAAUGGAUUGGGACUAGCUGUAUGGGGAAAGUAGGUGACAUCAGUUAAGAAGGGAGUGUUGAUGUAACAGCUGCUCUACCUUACAGGAGAUUGGAGGGGGACUCCGCUGACGUCCUCUGAAUCUCUCUCAAGGAGAAACACGCAUAUCAACAAACGAGUAGGGCGCCUUGGAUCGACGCUGCUUGCUUUAGUGGAAAUGUGUUUUGACGUUUUGCAGCCUACAUCCAGUAUUCAGACAGGCGCGUGCGUUAUCAAAUCCUCGAUGCAUUCUCUUCCCAUCAUCCAUGUUUCUGGACAUACAGUCAUAACAACAAUCUCAUAACCAACACAGUGAAGGUGAUGGUGAAAUGGUCAGAACCGAGAGACUAUUUGAGAAGAAGUCCAUGCACUUGAUGUGUGAAGGGCAAGAAGGAGACGGAAAGUGCGGGUGGGUAAUGUGGCGUUGUUCAUGCGACUUCGCCCAGGCUGCCGCUCUCGAGCAACCGUAUCGGGACCAGCGGCGGAUGGGGUGACUUACCCGCAGGGGUAGACCCGGACGAGGGCCGCCACAUCCUGAAGCCAUCCCCGGGGUGUCUCCGUGGGGCUGGAGGGACGGGGGAAAGAUGCAGGAGGCGACGGCAGAUGGAGAGGAGCCCAUUCUGAACGGAGCUGGGAGGGAAGAGCAGCGACCAGUGAAGCAGUCCUUGGCUGCCUCUCUGUGUCGAGAGUCUCACUGGAAGUGUCUUCUCCUCACUCUGCUCAUGUUCGGGUGUUUUGGCACAUUGGCCUGGUGCAAGCUGUGCAAAGUUCCAGUGCUAGCUCCGACAGAGCCCGAGGCUGCUGUCGUGGAGCCUGGAGACCCAUCUACGACCUCAGCAAGCUCCGAUGUCUACAUCCCCCUAGAAGUGGAUUUGGAUAGUCCCUGUUCCAGCGGCUACAUUUAUAUUCCUCUCGCUUUCCUGGCCAUGCUGUACGUGGUCUACCUGGUGGAAUGCUGGCACUGCUACUCCAAGACAGCCAUGUUGGCUCAAGCAGAGGUUGCGGAGGUGUAUGAGCGUGUACAAAGGCUGCAGCAAGCAACGCCGUGCAUUUGGUGGAAGGCCAUCAGUUACCACUAUGUGCGACGGACAAGACAGGUAACGCGCUACCGCAACGGGGAUGCCUAUACCACUACACAAGUGUAUCAUGAGCGUGUAAACACGCAUGCCGCAAGCUCAGAGUUUGACUAUGCGAGGUAUGGCGUCAAAGAUGUUUCAAAGGAGCUUAGAGGCCUAAUGGAUUACCCAGCGGUACGGCUGCGCUUCACCAAAUGCUUUAGUUUCGCCAGUGCCCGAGCGGAGGCUGCCUACCUCACCCAGCGAGCACGUUUUUUUGGUGAAAACGAAGGACUUGAUGAUUACAUGGAGGCACGGGAAGGAAUGCAUUUGAAGAAUGUGGACUUCCGUGAGCACAUCCUUGCUUUCCCAGACCCAGCCAGACAGCCCUGGUACGCCAGGCGUAAAGUUUUCUGGCUGGCCUCAGCCCUGCUCCUGUCCUGGCCACUUCGGGUUGUUGCGGAGUAUCGCACUGCGUAUGUGCACUACCAUGUAGAGAAAUUGUUUGGUGAUGCUGAUGAUAACAGUAGGGGUGACGUAACUGAGAAUGGUGGAGUCAACGAGAAUGGACACAGACCUGGACCUGGGACCGGAUCAAGCUAUCGUGCCAUUUCACGUGUCAAUACUGUGGACAUGACAGAGCUGGAGUGGCACAUUCGCUGCAACCAGCAGAUGGUGCCAAGCUACUCUGAGGCCCUGUUGAUGGAUCCUGGUUCCGGGGGUAACCAAGGUACCAACACUCCUCCAGCUGGGCAAGGGACUAACUCAACAGCGGGUGGCCCAACUCUUCCAGUGGCCUUCACUUCGGCCUACUUGCUCCAGAACUGUCCUCGUUGCCGCCGCACCACAAGCAGUGCUUCCCUUCCGUCCCGGCUGAGAGGCCCGACUGCAGCCCUGCUGAGUGGAACCAUGGCUGGGAUGAGAGCUAGUGGAUCAGGAGGUGGUCCUGGAGGCCCGGGACGGCUGGUUCUGAGCAGGAGCGGCUUCUCAUUAGGACGGCUCCAAGCUCCUCGGCCAUCGUCCCUCUUCCACUCCCGAAGUGUCGGUGGAGGACUUGCGACAAGAGGAGAAGAGGCAAGUGGGGGAGGUGGUUUCUUAGGUUUGGGAGCUAGACAAGACGAAGAGAGCAGAAGAGUACUGGGGGGAGAGGGUGAUGAGGAUGAGGAGGUGCUAAAUGUGGUGGACAGAGAAGGAGGAGGAGGUGAGAGAGACGUGGAGGAAAGAGAGCAACAGGAGGACGCAGAAGAAGAUCAAGCCAGGGAGGGAGACGGACUUCCUACAUAUCAGGAUGCCUUUUUCUUCCCGGUGUUGAUUGUGCAUGGAGAGGAGAGUUGCCAUUCAGGUGAGGACAAUUCCUGAAGAAUGCCCAUCAAAAAGUGCAUUGAGGUGGCAAGAAAAAAAAGAGAGAUGAUUAGAAAAGUCAUGGCCAAAUAGAAUGUGAAGGCAGUAAUUUGUCAGUUGAGCUCCACUCCCCUUGGUCACUGUUGCUAACUCAGACAAACUUUACAGAAUAUACCAUAAGAUUGAACUAGAGAUAUACAUACACUGUGAGUUUUUACAUUUUAAAUUAUGCAUGCAUAUGAAUGAGUAAAAAAAAAAGGUUAAAAACCGACGUCAAUGCUGACCACAGGAAACUGAAUAGAGACACACCAAUUUUUAAUAGAGAUGAAUCAAUACGUAUGUAGUUAGCAAUUAGAUAAAGUAAAUAUACAGCUUGUAUCAGCUCCAGGUACCUCGUGCCACUAUUAUGUGACCUGGUAACAAUGUUUUACCAUAAUAUCUGUAAAAUUGCAUUUAAGAAUAUCCAAUCACUCAGAUCCACCAUAGACUUUCAUUAAAAGUGCAAAAGCUUGUCUGAGGAAACAACUAAUGCCAACAGUUGCUAAGUGGGAUUGGUCCAUAAAGUUUUUAAGGCAGCACUUGGAGAUUGGUCAGUUGGUUUAGUUUAAGACUGAUGCAUAUAUUGACCAAACAAUGAUUGAUGUUAAUAUAAACGUAUCUAUGCAAUAAAGAAACAGCAAGAAAGUGUUUGUUAAACUGUAGGGGGAUGCACAACAAAAGAACUUUUAAUAAACUGCACCUCCUCUGGUCAUGAAGCAAAAUGCACCAAGAGACAUGCUAUUUAAAGACAAGACCAUUGGAAAGUCUUCCAAAGAUCAUGAAAAGAACUGUACAGUUCAGCUCAAGAGGAAUGUUAAUCUAUACACAUCAUAACAUACAGCUGUGUCCCACAAGUCAAAAAAAGUUUUGUUUUAUAUAAAAAAAGAAGAAAAACAAGAAAAAAGUGAAGAACCUCAUAAACUUGCACAAAAUGUUGGGAUUCAACUUCUUGAGACAUUUCAUUGGAACUAUUUAAGUAUUUUUUCUUUCAAAAUUCCCUCACUGCAUCUACUGUUCUUCUGAAAUAGAUCUUUGAUAGAACUAACAGAUUCCAUUAAUAUCACAAGGACUAUAAUCAUAUUAAGCUGUUUUCUUGCAGCUUCAUUGAGUAUUUUCUUUCUGCAGGCUUGCAAGUCCCAGUAACACAUUUUUGGUUUGCUUAUCAGAAAACUAGAAAAAGUAUGUGGAGAUGUUUCCUCAGCUGAAACUACAGCACCAAAUGUUGCUUCUGUGAGGUGCUGUAAUCACUUUGUUAACUUUAUUAACUUUAUUUACUUUAAAAUUUAUUGUUUGUCAAUAAUUGUUUAUUUGUACAGCAUCAUAUCACCAAUUUGCCUCAUGAAGUGCUUGACACAGAAGAGCACCUCACAGGUGCAGCAUGUUGCCCUCCAUCGUAGCCUCUUUGCUUAUCUUUGAUUGGCUAAAGUGUCAUGUGAAUAAAUAGGCCAAUAGUAAAUGAGACUGCUUAGUGUGCCAAGAUACAUCCAUCUCCUGGUAACUGUGGAUCCUCGUGAAGACGUCUUAGUAAUAAUGACUGAGAUAGCAAAGGCACAGACUGAUUCGGUGGUGUCCAGUGUGGAGUCCAUGUUGGCGGAAGCUGUCCGAAUACAAAUACAGUGCAAGGAGCGCAGCGCGGAGCUGGCUGCAGCCUCAGUGGAGCUGCACGAGGAGACCCAGAGCCUGCGGGAGCACUGUGAGUCCACACAGCUGGACAUGGCCCGCCUCCGACGGUUGCUAGACGAGCUACUGGAUACAAAGCAUGCCUACGAGGCCCGUGAGAGACAGACCCGAAAACUUAGCAAGCAGCUUUAAAGAAAGAGAACCAUUUUAAUGGACAUACAGAUUAGAAUCGUCACAUAGUGAAUGCACGAGAGAGAGAGUAGGCUACAAUGUAAAAAGUUAUUUAUAUAAUUUCAAAGUAAUAAAGUUUCAUUAUGAGCAAACAUGCAGUCCUCUAAUGAUUCUGCAAGCUUUCCUUAGUGAAUUUUUGCUUCUCAAGACAUUUAUUGAUGGACUGGAGUUGUGUGGAUUAUUCUGAGGUUUAUCUUUUUUGACUUUUAUUCUGAUGGCACCCAUUCACUGCAGGAGAACUACUGGUGAGCAAGUAAUGUAAAGCAAAAUUUCUCCAUAUCUGUUCAGGUGGAAACAAACUCAUGUACAUCUUGCCUGAAAUUGUAUGGAAAAGGGUGCCAUUGUUUCUCUGGGCUUGUUUUUUAAAAUUAUUUUUCAUAUACUUAUUUCAUAUAGCAGCCAAAUGAAAUCCCUGGGCAUAAAAUCCCAUACACAUUAAAUUAAAAAUAUAAAAGAAUUCAUCAUGCACCUUUAAUACAUAGACAUAUUGUGAGACCAUAAGCAUGUGGUUGAUUUAAUUGCUUUGAUAUGUUCACAUAGCCAUAAACUCUGACAUAGUGGGUUCUACAACAGAUUUAGUAUUAAUAAAAAAAAAACUGUGCAUAAUCCAUAACCAGCAGAUCUAAAACAAUAGUAGUAAGUUAAAUGAAAAAAGUUGCACGAAAAGGAGGAGAAAUGUUUUGAUGAUGAUGAAGCAUUUAGUGGACACUGGACAAGGACACCUUGUUUCUGAGGACUUUAGUGCUGUGGGCAGCACCUCAGAUUUGGCACUUCGCCUAUGGAAAGCAGAUACCAUCACAGGCCAAAUUAUGGAUUUAUGUCCCUGUCAUCCCAAACACACACACACUCCUACCUCCCAUGGCUGUGUGCAGGAAAAAGCCAUUAAAAAAUGACACAUCUACUGGGCACAAGAUUAAUAGCCAAACACUCUCGGAAAGACACUCUCAAGCAGUUUUGCCCAUGUUAAGGACGCCAAGGACUACGAGUAGGAGAAAUGUGAAAUUAGGGGGGAAAACACUUAUGGGACAUUCCUGGCCCACAAAAUAGACAUAGGAGCACUGUCCAAUGGGAUUUACAGAGUAAUUCAUAUAAACAGACAGCAGAGGGC